GGAGGCAGUGGCUUGUCACUCAUUCUUUGAACAGUGUGCUGGCGCUGAUCUUCUGCCGCUGCUACAUCGAUAAUCAACCAAUUUGCCAUACGAAAAAUAAAUAUCUAGCAAUAUGGGAAUGUAAUAUUUUUGAAAAUAUCAAGAACAAUAUCAAAAUAUCAAGAACAACCACAACAUUCUUCAUUAAGACAUUUGCGUGGUCUAAUCAAGGAGUUGCGAUGCUCCACGCAAAGGAUAUCAUCCUAGCCUUGCUUCUCGUGGGCUCUACAGUUUGUCUGGAAGUGGAGAUCACCCCCACCCAGGGAGAGAUCAGUGUCGGAGAGUCCAAGUUCUUUCUGUGUGAAGUUGUUGGGGUAGCAAAGGAGAUUGACUGGUAUUCUCCGAGCGGGGAGAGGAUAGAGCCCAACAAACCAGAGAUCACCGUAACCCGAAACGACGAGUCCUCGUCCACGCUCACGCUCUACAAGGCCGGGGUGGACAGCGCUGGGACCUACAAGUGUCUGGCCACCAACGGAGACCAGUCAGCAGAAGCCACCGUCAACGUCAAGUUCUACCAAAGGAUCACCUUCAAGAACGCCCCCUCCCCCCAAGAGUUCAAUGAAGGGGACAACGCCAACAUUGUCUGUGACGUCAUCAGCUCCCCUCCCCCCACCAUCAUCUGGAAACACAAAGGAGUGAAGAUUCAGAUGGAGAAGGAUGUCCGCUUUAAGAUCCUGCCCAACAACCACCUGCAGAUCCGAGGCAUCAAGAAGACAGACGAGGGGUCGUACACCUGUGAGGGCCGCCUCAUGGCCCGGGGAGAGAUUGACCUCAAGAUCAUUAGGGUCAUCGUCAACGUGCUCCCUACCAUCCGGGUGUGGCAGUCUGAGGUGAAUGCCACAGCAGGUGUGGACCAGUCUGCCAUGUUGACCUGUGCUGCUGAUGGAUACCCAGAGCCCAUGGUGACCUGGGCACGAGCCGGUGUUCUUCUGGAGUCAGGAGACAAGUACAGGUUUAAUAAGGACGGUUCAGAGAUGACCAUCAUGGAGGUAGCCAAGCUGGAUGAGGGAGAGUACACCUGCAUCGCUAAGAACAAGGCUGGGGAGAGCGAACAGGAAGUCAGCCUUAGAGUGUUUGUGAAACCUAAGAUCACCUUCCUGCUGAACCAGAGUACGUCUGAGAUGGCUGAGCAGGUGACUCUGACCUGUGAGGCGUCAGGGGACCCCACCCCCACCAUCAACUGGAGCUUUGGCCUGCGCCCCUUCACUGAGGGAGAGCAGGCACAUCUAAACAGGAUCUAUCAGGCCUCUUGGACUCGGCCCGAACAACACAAGAGUCUUGAUGGGAACGUCGUAGUGAGGAGUGAUGCUCGUGUGUCCUCCCUCACGCUGAAGUACGCCAAGUUCACCGACGCUGGCCAGUACCUCUGCUCUGCACGCAACGCCAUCGGAGUGGAUUCUCAACCCGCCUACCUGGAAGUCCGCUAUGCUCCUAAGAUCCAGGGCUCAGUGACAGUGUAUACCUGGGAGGGGAAUGCAGCUAACAUCAGCUGUGAGGUCCUGGCCCACCCCAGUGACGUGUCCAUGCUCUGGCUGAGGGACGGGUUUCAGCUUCCCAACGCUAACGUCACCAAAGCCAAGGUUUUCCAGAGCCCCACAGCCAGCUACCUGGAGGUCACUCCAGAGUCUGAGAAUGACUUCGGGAGCUACAACUGUACUGCUGCCAAUGAGAUGGGCACAGAAUCCAAGGAGUUUCUCCUCAUUCAGGCUGAUGUCCCGUCAGCCCCGUCCCUCGGGGAGGUGGAGCCGUUCUCCAGCUCAGCCAGGGUGGAGUUCCAGGAGCCUGACGCCACCGGGGGUGUACCCGUCCUCCGGUACCGGGCUGAAUGGAAGACUGUGGGCAGGGGCAGCUGGGUGCAGAUGGUCUAUGACGUCCAAGGAGGAGCUCUGAGUGAAAUAACCAUCACAGGCCUGAAGCCUGAGACCAACUAUGAGGUGAAGAUGUCAGCCAUCAAUGGCAAGGGAGAGGGUGAAACUAGCCCCGUUGUGGUCUUCAAGACAGAGCCUGUCCGUUAUUCUUACGCAAAUGGCAUUUUUCAUUUUUUCACUGAGGACUCAGAAGGUGAACCUGAACCGCCUAAGCUGGAGGGAACACUCCAAACAAAAGGCAACUCCCUCAAAGUCAACUGGCUCAAGCAGGACGAUGGAGGCUCACCCAUCACACACUACCUAGUCCGCUAUAAACCAAAGCAUCAGGCCGACUGGAAGCCAGAGAUCCGGCUGCCCGGUGGCAGUGAGUAUGUGGUUCUGAGCGGACUGGAGUGGAACACGGAGUACGAUGUGUUUGUGGUGGCAGAGAACCAGCAGGGGAAGUCCCAACCUGGAACCCUGACCAUCAGAACCUCUCCAGAACCCGCUGCCAUCCCAGAUAUAGACGGGGAGUCUGCCCUCUCCACGGGCAUCAUGGCAGGGAUCCUCAUCUUGGCCUUCGUCCUGCUGCUCCUGGCUGUGGACGUCACCUGCUACUUCACCAACAAGUGUGGCCUCAUCAUGUGUCUGUGUUGCAAGCCAGGCAGCGGGGCCAAGGGACACAACCUAGAACAGGGCAAGGCUGCAUUCAUAAAGGAUGAGUCCAAAGAACCGAUAGUGGAGGUGAGGACAGAGGAUGAGUGCACAGCCAAUCACAACGCAGGAGGACCCACGGAACCCAGUGAGACCACACCCCUUACAGAGCCAGAGCUGGCCGCUCACACUGCUGCCCUGGCUCUGGAUACCCUCUCGUCUGUAGCCACCAUCUCUGACACAGCCAACACAACCUAUGACCCCGCCCAGGACAGCCCCUCUAGUGAGAGCACCGCUCUCACCUGUAGCCUGUCUGCCCUCGCUACUGACCCCCUGCCUGCCCCCGCCCCGGCACCCACCCCAGAGUCCAACACAGCCCCCCCAACCCCCUUCAUCUCCACCUCUGACAUCACAGCUAGAGUAGCCCCCCUGUUAGACCUUCUAGGAGACAGCUCUCCUAGAGCAGAGGACAAAAUGUAUGCCACUGCUGUUAGUGCCACAGAUUGCCCUAAAUCUCCUAAAAAUUCCCCUAUUCCAAUACCACCUAGGCGUCGAAACUCUAACAGACCUGCUCCUUCUCCUCCCACUCCCAAGAGCCCCACGCCUACCCACUCCACCACCAUGGCCCCCAGAAAAUCUGCCCCGGAAAGUCCCUCUCUUGCCCCCUCCACUGCCUCUCCUAGUCCAAACACCAGGAAAGCUUCUCCUAUUGCCCUAGACAGCCCCUCUCCUGCUCCUAUGGCAUUCACUUUCCCAGCCUCUGACACCUCCACCUCUAAACUUGCACCUACUGCCACCAGCACUGCUAAACCUGUCCCUGUUACCCCUGUCCCUGUUACCCCUGUUCCUGUUACCCCUACUGUCCUGGGCUCUAGUACACCAGUCCCUGACCCUGACAAACCUGACUCUACUACCAAAGACACUCCCACUCCUGCCCCUAAUAUAGACCCCACUCCCACUACCACAUCUGUCCCUAGUGCUCCUACUACUGCCUUCAAUGCUGACAUAACUGCUGCUAUCGUUCACGAGGACACAAUCAAAUGUGCCCCUGUUUUCCCAGACAUUCUCACUAGUAUUCCAGUUCCCACAAGUGCCCCCACCACACCUGCCCCUAAUGCUUCCACUGCCCCGAGCUUUGCCACACCUGCUGCCCCCACGGUCACUAUCACACUGGCUUCUACUAUCUACGACACCCCAACACCCACUCUGACCCCCCACAUGCCCACCACCACAGCACCCCAAACCCCAGAGAUAGAGUUAGAGUUGACCAAUGGGGUGGAGACUGAGAGUCCCUCCAUUCCCCCAGUAGAGCCCACUAGGUUUCAGAGUAGUCCCACUCCCUCCACUGCACCUGGCCUUUCCUCAUCCUCCUCCCCCCUGGCUAACGGAAACGGGUUUGGGGCAGACCUCCAGGCCUCAAGCCCCCCAGCUCUGGAGGAGUUAGACAGUCUGGCCAAGGCUGCUCCACUCAACGACGAGAAGAUAUUUGGAGGUGAGAAAAGUAAAGCGGAGGAGGCUGAGGUGAAGACAGCCCUGUCAGAGGUGACCACAGAACACAACAAUGUCACACAGAGAAACGCCAGCGACAACAAAGCAUGAUUGGGCAGCCUCAGCCCAUCCAAGAUGGCGGCGGCAGCAACACUCAUUACAGUCUGCAGCAGUUUUUCUUUCCAGUGCCCUUACUGCAUUUCCAGAACAGCAACAUGUGUCUGUGCAAUAGAGUCCAUUAGAGCACGAUCUGAUUGUGCAAACAUGUUUAUUCUCACGUAUGAUGUGUUUUGCUACACACAUGGAACACUAAAGAAUUCCAUUUGAGUGAUUUCAAGUGGUAUAGGAGGCAAAAUUCUAGUUUUUACAACUACUCAGAGUUAUAAUUGUUUUCAGUGAGGAAAAACAAUGGAUUAUUCAGGAACAUAACACUGAGUGUAGAAAACAUUAGGAAUAUCUUCCAAAUAUUUAGUUACACCCCCCUUUGCCCUCAGAAUAGCCUAAAUUCAUCGGGGCAUGGACUCAACAAGGUGUUGAAAGCAUUCCACAGGGAUGCAGGCCCAUGUUGACUCCAAUGCUUCCUGCAGUUGUGUCAAGUUGGUUGGAUGUCCUUUGGGUGGUGGACCAUUCUUGAUACACACGGAAAACUGUUGAGUGUGAAAACACAACAGCAUUGCGGUUCUUGACACACGCCUGGUACCUACUACCAUACUCCCUUCAAAGGCACUUAAAUAUUUUGUCUUGCCUAUUCACCAUCUGAAUGACACACAUACACAAUCCAUGUCUCAAUUGUCUCAAGGCUUAAAAAUCCUUCUUUA
This is a messenger RNA of Oncorhynchus tshawytscha (Chinook salmon), 4846 nucleotides long. Its product is annotated as neural cell adhesion molecule 1. Gene Ontology annotation, cellular component: axon; neuronal cell body; plasma membrane. The transcript is spliced from 24 exons. Gene Ontology annotation, molecular function: axon guidance receptor activity; protein binding. Bases 219 to 4139 code for a protein of 1306 amino acids. The record is from RefSeq and is a predicted model, not a curated record. Gene Ontology annotation, biological process: homophilic cell-cell adhesion; synapse organization. NCBI's taxonomy places the organism in Eukaryota, Metazoa, Chordata, Actinopteri, Salmoniformes, Salmonidae.